Molecule: messenger RNA, 3600 nt
Organism: Indicator indicator
Lineage: Eukaryota; Metazoa; Chordata; Aves; Piciformes; Indicatoridae
Gene: PARD3B
Product: par-3 family cell polarity regulator beta
Exons: 23
Coding region: 1-3600 (1199 amino acids)
Biological process (GO): intracellular protein localization; establishment or maintenance of epithelial cell apical/basal polarity; cell adhesion
Cellular component (GO): apical junction complex; cell cortex; adherens junction
Molecular function (GO): phosphatidylinositol binding; protein binding
Source: RefSeq, a predicted model, not a curated record
AUGAAAGUGACCGUGUGUUUCGGGCGGACGGGGAUCGUGGUGCCCUGCAAGGAUGGGCAGCUCCGCGUGCGGGACCUGACCCAGCAGGCCCUGCAGCGCUACCGCAAGGCCCAGGAGAAGGAUCCAGAUUCCUGGGUAAAUAUUCACCACCUGGAGUACACAGAUGGAGGAAUCCUGGACCCAGAUGAUGUACUGGCAGAUGUUGUGGAAGACAAAGAUAAGCUGAUUGCUGUUUAUGAAGAGCAAGAAACUCACCGCAAGACUGAUGGCACCAAUGGUGAUUUGACAGACAGAAACAGCCCAGACUCCUUUGAGACUGAGGUAGCGGCUCAGCUGGCUGCCUUUCAGCCCAUUGGUGGUGAGAUUGAAGUGACUCCUUCAGCCCUAAAACUGGGUACACCACUUCUAGUACGAAGGAGCAGUGAUCCAGCUUUGGGCCCAGCUGCUGACUUCCACGCAAGUGCUUCUCAUCCUAGUGACCACAGUCUCAAGCAUAUUGUGGCAGGUGCUUGCCAGGUAUCCUUUCAGGAUGGGGAGAUGAACCUCACUGGACCCGCAGAACUCUUGCCUCAGAGGGCCCGGCUCCCUGCCAGCGAAAUGACAAAAACAGUGGAAAUUUCUGGAGAGGGUGGACCCUUGGGAAUACAUGUGGUGCCCUUUUUUUCAUCUUUGAGUGGAAGGAUGCUAGGACUCUUCAUCCGUGGUAUUGAAGAAGAUAGCAGAUCUAGGCGUGAUGGACUGUUCCACGAAAAUGAAUGCAUUGUGAAGAUUAACCAUGUGGACCUUACAGAUAAAACCUUUGUGCAGGCUCAGGACAUUUUCCGUCAGGCAAUGAAAUUUCCAAGUGUCACCUUGGAAGUCCUUCCUCCAUACAAUCGAGAACAAUACGAGAAGUCUGCUAUUGCUCCUCUUUGUUUUGUGGAUAACGAAGGAAUUCCAAACCCAAAGAUUCCACCUCCUGUUCACCCAAAACCUGCUUUGAAAACAAUUAAUCCUUCUGGAACGAGCAGCUUUGAGUCAGGUGUACAGGCAACACUACAACAAGCUAAGAGCCCCAACCUCCCACGUCUGGCUAGAAAGUUGUCUUCUCCCUCACUGUCUCCUCUUAUGGGCUUUGGCAAUAAAAAAAAUGCAAAGAAAAUAAAGAUAGACCUGAAAAAAGGUCCAGAUGGACUUGGUUUCACUGUGGUCACAAGAGACUCUUCAGUACAUGGUCCUGGACCAAUUUUUGUGAAGAAUAUUUUACCAAAAGGUGCAGCAGUAAAAGACGGUCGUUUGCAGUCAGGAGACAGAAUCCUGGAGGUGAAUGGACGGGACAUUACUGGCAGGACACAGGAGGAGCUGGUAGCUAUGCUGAGGAGUACAAAGCAAGGGGAAACUGUCUGUCUGAUCAUUGCUCGUCAGGAGGAGGCCUUUCUACCUCGAGAACUGAAAGGAGAGCCAAACUGCAGUAUUCUUUCUCCAGAAACCACAGAGCAGCUGACCUUUGAGAUCCCUCUGAAUGAUUCUGGCUCUGCUGGACUUGGUGUGAGCUUAAAAGGCAAUAAAUCUCGGGAGACUGGAGCUGAUCUUGGGAUUUUCAUCAAGUCCGUUAUUCACGGAGGUGCUGCUUUUAAGGAUGGCCGUUUGCGAGUCAAUGAUCAGCUUGUUGCAGUAAAUGGGGAGUCACUUCUGGGCAAGUCAAAUCAUGAGGCUAUGGAAACACUGAGGCGCUCCAUGUCCAUGGAAGGGAACAUUCGUGGGAGGAUCCAGCUGGUAGUUCUGCGGAGGCUAGAGGUGCAGACAGAGGAUCACUCAGACCAGCAAGUCUUUCAGAAGUCAGUGUUUGGUGGGAGUCAUAACUUUGCAGCUGCUUCCCGACACAACGAUGCUGUUCUUCAGCAGUUCGUAACAUGCAGUCCUCAGGAAAGAAUAAAAGAGUUGCCAGUGUCUGAGCGUGGCAAUGGUGAAAAUGAAACCCCUCCACCUCUCCCACCACAUCCCAGCGAAGAUCUACUGGAUGAGGAUUAUACUCAUAGCCCUAUGAUAAAUUCAGCAGUGCGUUUAACAGAUCAGCACAUCCACUUCAGAUCUUUGACACCAGCCAAGCAGCCUGAAUCAAUUAAUCUGAAAGCCUCAAAAAGCAUGGAUCUGGUGGCAGAUGAAAGCAAAGUUGGUUUGUUGGCUGGACACAGAUCAGACUCUUCUGGCAAAGAUUUUGGUCCUACUCUGGGAUUGAAGAAGUCCAGUUCUCUCGAGAGUCUUCAGACUGCUGUGGCUGAAGUUAGGAAAAAUGAACUCCCUUUUCACAGACCCAGACCUCAUGUGGUCCGUGGUCGGGGGUGUAAUGAAAGUUUCCGAGCUGCCAUUGACAAGUCUUAUGAUGGUCCUGAAGAUGGAGAGGAGGAUGGUUUCUCUGAUAAGAGUUCUCACUCUGGUCAAGAAGCUCAGAACAUGGAAUCUCCCCCUCCAGGGAACCCUGAAAUAGAAGAUGCUGAAUCCAAAGCAAAAAAGGAUAAAAAAAAUAGAGAGAAAGACAAGAAAAAGGAAAAGGGCAAAUCUAAAAUCAAAGAGAAGAAGAGGAAGGAAGAGAAUGAAGAUCCAGAAAAGAAAAAGAAGAAGGGCUUUGGUGUCAUGUUGAGAUUCGGAAAGAAAAAAGAAGAUAAAAGUGGGAAAAUGGAUCAGAAGGGGAAUCCAAAGCAAGGCAUGCUCAAAGAGGAGGAGCUAGAGAAAAUGAAAGAUGAACGUGAAAGGAUUGGUGCAAAGCAUCAUGAGUUACGGCAAAAGCAACUGAGAGGCUUGAGUGAUUAUUCUGCUGGUCCUGGAGGACCUGACAUUGAUGAUGAUGAGGUGGAUCCCAAUUAUGCCAGAGUAAACCAUUUCCGAGAGGCUUAUCCACCAGCAAGCAUUUACAGACCAUCAUCACCAGCAGUAGCAGAAACCUUUGUAUAUCCACGUGAUUCUCCUUCAGCACCAGUGGAGAGGGAGCACUUGGAAGGACUGUAUGCAAAAAUAAACAAGCAGCACUACCCACAGACUCCUGGUGACAGUGGCUGCACAGCUGGUGGGAAUGCUGAUCGUAUCCAGAAAUUACGGAAGGAGUACCAUCAGGCCAGACGAGAAGGCUUACCUUUCUAUGAGGAUGAUGAAGGAAGAACACAUCUGCCUGAUUAUGACCAGCAUUGGGUGCCUGGAAAAGGUCCAGAUGGGAGUUCAUACAAUCUCCAGUUUGAGGGAAUGGAAAGGCAGUAUGCAUCCUUACCCAGGCGUGGACCUGCAGAGCCACUGGAGUAUUUAACAGGACCACGAGUAAUAUACAAAGGGAGAGAUCUUCCCUACUAUCAAGGAGGGCAGCCCGUUGUCCACCCAUCUAAGGGGAACUACAUCCAUGUGCCAGACACAAGAGUGGCAGAAUUGAGGUACCCCCAGUACUACUCAGCCCAGCCCAUCACAAACCAGCACAAAGGACCUCUCCGGCAGGACGUGCCACCGUCCCCUCCUCAGUCUCACCGCGCACCAGCUUAUAAUGAAAUUGUCCGACACCAUGGAACCAGUCCAGACCAGUACCAGUACAGGCAACAGGAUCCCAGGCAGAAGAACCCCAUGACUGCAGCUGUGUAG